Molecule: messenger RNA, 1478 nt
Organism: Xiphophorus maculatus (southern platyfish)
Lineage: Eukaryota; Metazoa; Chordata; Actinopteri; Cyprinodontiformes; Poeciliidae
Product: guanylyl cyclase-activating protein 2-like
Exons: 4
Coding region: 249-818 (189 amino acids)
Biological process (GO): visual perception
Cellular component (GO): photoreceptor inner segment; cone photoreceptor outer segment
Molecular function (GO): calcium ion binding; calcium sensitive guanylate cyclase activator activity
Source: RefSeq, a predicted model, not a curated record
UCAAACACUCUGCAGAUUAGUUCCCCAACUUUAUUUCACUGCAUGGUGGAGAAGGAGCAGCUAGGAAAUAUUCCAGAAGUUUCCUUAGAGGUUGGGAUUUGUUUGGGAUAUAACUGGAUCUGUUCAGUAGGUGUUCCUGAAGUAGGAGAACCAGUUCUGGAAAGGUCCGAGCAGACCGAUGGGAUCCUGAUGUUCCUGCUCCGUAAUCCGACACCUGAGGGGAUUCCUGCUGCCUCCUGCCUGAAGUCAUGGGUCAGGUCCAGGCCACCACCGAUACAGAAGUGACUCUGCAGAACAUUCAGGAACUGUACCGGAAAUUCACCGAUGAAUGUCCGAGUGGAAACCUGCACCUGCAUGAAUUCAAGAAAAUCUUUGGCGUCAGCAGCAAAUCAUCAGAGGAGGAGGUGGCUUUCAUUGAACUUGUCUUUAAAUCCUUUGAUACCAAUAAGGACGGUAAGUUGGACUUCAUGGAGUACGUGGCAGCCGUGAACCUCGUUCUUCGUGGAAAACUCAUCGACAAACUGAAGUGGUCUUUUAAAAUUUACGACAACGAUGGGAAUGGCUGCCUGACCAAUCAGGAAGUGAGGCGUAUUAUCAAAAUCAUCACCAAAAUUAAAUGGCAUAAUGAUUCGAAUGUGGAAACUGUCGACUACAUCUGCGACAGGAUAUUUGAGCUGACGGACAAAAACAAAGACAGUCAGAUAUCUCUGGAGGAGUUUAUUGAGGGAGCAGAGAAGGAUCCGUGGCUCAUGGAGCAGCUCCGACUGGACUUGGCGCCUAAAACCUGGUUCAUUAAAACCCAGCAGAAGAAGAACUGAGUCCUCCAGACUGCAGGAAUAUUCAGCCUUACCAUCAACAGACACACUGGACUAAACCUCAGCGGCCAGCCUUAAUGUUCAGGUUCUGUUUUUCUGGGAAAAGGUUUUUCCCAUUUUCCUUCAAAAUAAUCCAUAUUUGCCAACAGAACUUAGCAUUUCAGCAGGUUGGCGCGUCCUGAUAGAGGAUCUUCAGCCGUUACUCUGGGAAAGUGGAUUCUGUCUGCUGAGCCGUUGCUCUGCAGAGCUGGACAAACGUUUUGGAUCGACACAUUUUCAUUUUUCAAGCAGAAGCCUUUUGAUCUUCGCUCGGUCUCAUUUAAAGCUUAUUCCAUUCCUCUCACUGUUUGAACUUUUGCUUCAACUUUUGGAAAUUUCCAAGUUUGGAUUAAUCCAACAAUUUGUCUGUAACUGAUAACUACAGGCUUAAAAACACCUUUUACACUGUUGUGACCUCAUAUUUAAAAAAGUCUAAACAACCUUCCUCCAACAUGGAAGGUUGAUGUUUCUAUUGUACAACUUUCUGAACCACAUUUUGUCUCUUUUGCUGAACAGAAAACCCAUACGAACACCAGAACCAGGAGUCUGUAGAACCCAAACUACAAGCUCUUAGGUUUGGCAGCUCAACUUUAUUUUAUUUAAGGAUAUUGUGCUUUUAUUCAC